CCCCCCCCUGCGGUGCUCGGCGGUGGCGACGAGCUGAGGUGAUUCCGAGCACACCGAGGGAGGCUCAGCGAGAGUAAACAAACAGGACAUCGCAAUCGAAAACACUCGCCGAGAUGGGGAACCGGGGCAUGGAGGAUCUGAUCCCCCUGGUGAACCGCAUGCAGGAUGCCUUUUCCGCCAUCGGCCAGAACGCCAACCUUGACCUGCCUCAGAUUGCGGUGGUGGGUGGACAGAGUGCGGGGAAGAGCUCGGUGCUGGAGAACUUCGUGGGGAGAGAUUUCCUUCCACGCGGUUCUGGCAUUGUGACUCGUCGACCUUUGGUCCUGCAACUGAUGAACUGUCCCACAGAGUAUGCCGAGUUCCUCCACUGUAAGGGCAAAAAGUUCACAGAUUUCGAUGAGGUUCGACAGGAGAUUGAGGGUGAGACUGACCGCAUGACGGGCGCCAACAAGGGCAUCUCGCCCGUUCCCAUCAACCUGCGGGUUUACUCCCCCCAUGUGCUCAACCUGACACUGGUGGACCUCCCGGGCAUGACCAAGGUGCCCGUGGGCGACCAGCCAGCCGACAUCGAGGCUCAGAUUCGAGAAAUGUUGAUGCAGUUCGUCACCAAGGACAACUGCCUGAUGCUCGCCGUCUCGCCGGCUAACUCAGAUUUGGCCAACUCGGAUGCUUUGAAGAUUGCCAAAGAGGUCGACCCUCAGGGUAUGAGGACCAUCGGUGUGAUCACCAAACUGGACCUUAUGGACGAGGGGACGGAUGCCAAGGACAUACUGGAAAAUAAAUUGCUUCCGCUCCGAAGAGGUUACAUUGGCGUCGUGAACAGGAGCCAAAAAGACAUAGAUGGCAAGAAAGACAUCAGUGCUGCCUUGGCCGCCGAGAGAAAGUUCUUUCUGUCCCACCCCGCCUACAGGCACCUGGCCGAACGUAUGGGCACGGCCUACCUGCAGAAAAUCCUCAAUCAGCAACUCACCAACCACAUCCGGGACACGCUGCCGGCUCUGAGGGCCAAGUUGCAGAGUCAGCUCCUCUCCAUCGAGAAGGAAGUGGAGGAGUACAAGAACUUCAGGCCAGACGAUCCGUCCCGCAAGACCAAAGCUCUGCUCCAGAUGGUGCAGCAGUUCUCCGUUGACUUUGAGAAGUGCAUCGAAGGCUCCGGGGACCAAAUCGACACGGCCGAGCUGUCCGGCGGCGCCAAAAUCAACCGCAUCUUCCACGAGCGCUUCCCGUUCGAGCUGGUCAAGAUGGAGUUCGACGAGAAGGAGCUCCGCAAGGAGAUCAGCUACGCCAUCAAGAACAUUCACGGCAUCAGGACGGGUCUGUUCACCCCUGACCUGGCCUUCGAGACUAUAGUGAAAAAGCAGAUCCAAACACUGAAGGAGCCCACUCUGAAGUGUAUAGAUAUGGUUACGAGCGAACUCACCUUCACCAUACAAAGGUGUAGUCAAAAGCUGGCUCAGUACCCGAUGCUGAGAGAAGAGAUGGAGAGAAUCGUCACUCAGCAUAUCAGAGACAGAGAGAACCGCACUAAAGGCCAGGUGCUGUUGCUGAUCGACAUCGAGUUGUCGUACAUGAACACCAACCACGAGGACUUUAUCGGCUUCGCCAAUGCUCAGCAGAGGAUCAGCCAGAUGAAUAAGAAGAAAGUGGCCGGCAACCAGGAUGAGAUCAUGCCGGAGAGAGGAGUUAACGAUCGGUUCAAGGUGAUUCGAAAGGGAUGGCUGACCAUCAACAACAUCAGCAUCAUGAAGGGCGGAGCCAAGGAGUACUGGUUUGUCCUCACCGCUGAGUCUAUGUCCUGGUACAAGGAUGACGAGGAGAAGGAGAAGAAGUACAUGAUGCAGGUGGACAACUUGAGACUGCGGGACGUGGAGAAAGGCUUCAUGUCCAGCAAGCACAUUUUCGCCCUCUUCAACACCGAACAAAGGAAUGUGUACAAGGACUACCGUCAGCUGGAGUUGGCCUGUGAGAGUCAGGAAGACGUGGACGCGUGGAAGGCCUCUUUCCUCCGAGCCGGCGUGUACCCUGAACGCGUCACGGACAAGGAAGGCAAGAGCGAUGGAGGCGACGAAAAUGGCUCGGACAACUUUAUGAACAGCAUGGACCCUCAGCUGGAGCGGCAGGUGGAGACCAUCCGCAACCUGGUGGACUCCUACAUGGCCAUCGUCAACAAAACAGUCCGCGACUUGAUGCCAAAGACCAUCAUGCACCUCAUGAUUAAUAACUGUAAGGAGUUCAUAAACGCCGAGCUGCUGGCCCAGUUGUACUCGUGCGGGGAUCAGAACACUCUGAUGGAGGAGUCCCAGGAGCAGGCACAGCACCGUGACGAGAUGCUGCGCAUGUACCACGCCUUGCGUGAGGCGCUCAGCAUCAUCGGCGACAUCAGCACGACCACCGUUACCACCGCCAUGCCGCCGCCUGUGGACGACUCCUGGCUGCAGGUUCAGCGGAGCGGAUCCGGUGGAAGGUCUCCGGCUACCAGUCCCACUCCCAACCGCAGGGCGCCACCGGGCCCCCCUGCUCGCCCUGGUUCCCGCGGGCCUCCUCCCGCCGGUGGACCCCCGGUGCCCUCUCGCCCCGGGGCUUCUCCGGACCCUUACAGUGGACCCCCGCCCACCGUGCCCUCCCGGCCUAACCGUGCACCCCCAAGCGUGCCCAGUCGGAGACCCCCGCCUUCUCCGACCCACUAGACCGGCAACCUUCCUCCUUCCCUUCCUCUCCAUCCACCCCUACGACGCCACAGGGCAACAGCGCCACCUUCCUGCAGCGACUCCUACCUUUCUGCAAGGCCGACCCCUGACCCUCGACCCCACGCCAUCCCUCCCCCCCACACAACAUGCAUGAUAGACCUCUGAAUAUACAUACUGUACAAAUACAGUAUAUUACUUCUGUAAGACACCAAGGAGGGAAUAUUUGACACAUGCAUAUGUCUGAAAUGUAAGGUUAACUUUAUUUAUGACACUGGAAGCGUUUCCACGGGGAUACAUUUUAUUUAAUAUAAUAGAAUGCCAUUAAAUAAUGAAAAAUGCUGUUAAUUGCAAAAGUCAUCAAAUAUGUUAGUCAUGAAAUAAAUAAGUUAGUUAUGACAAAGAUCAUUAAUCCAUUAAUUUACUAUGAUUAUCUAAGGUUCCAUUUCACAGUUUACAUUUUUUUAAGGACAAUUAAUUGCAUUAUUUCAGAUGCUAAUUAAUUAAAAAACAUGUUUAAAAAAAAAUUCAUAUAGAACAUUUUCAUCAACUAUUAUUUUACAAAAAAUGUAUUAUUAUUGAUUAAUUUAUGCUUUUCUUCCUGUUUUUGGUACUUAAAUAAAUGAAGUAUAUAUUGGUCAUGAAACAAAUCAAUGAGAAAGAUAAUAAAAUGAGGCUACUAUAAUUACUGUAUUUUAUGUAAAAUACACUGAAAUAUUUCCCAUUUUUAUUCAUUAAUAUAUAUCCUAAUGACAUGUUGAUUAUUGAUUUAGUCGUCUAUUUUCGCCCCUUUUUAUGGUUUGAAUAAAUUCAGAAAGUAAUUAAAUAAAUCAUUUUAAAAUGAGAUUUCAUUCGUUUGAAAUAUUUUAUGUAAAAUACACAAAAAUAUCACACAUUUUUAUUAAUUAAUUUAUAUCACAAUGACAUGUUGAUUAUGGAUUUAGCCGU
Molecule: messenger RNA, 3632 nt
Organism: Nerophis lumbriciformis (worm pipefish)
Lineage: Eukaryota; Metazoa; Chordata; Actinopteri; Syngnathiformes; Syngnathidae
Source: RefSeq, a predicted model, not a curated record